AUGGCUAGUGAGGCUCAAGGGAGGACAUACCUCUCCUUGCUUCAAGCGUGUGAUAACUUCCCAUACGACAUCGUGCCCUCGGACACACACUACCUGUUGUUACUACCCAAUGAUGAUCAACCACAUGGGUAUUUACUUCCCGAGAUCGUCCAAAAAAUGCCAUGGACGUCUCACUUCCAAGUUAAUCACAGCACGCCACGGACUGUGUCAGUGCUAGACUCCUCUAACGGGAAAGACACAGCUGGCGCAGUCAAUGCGGCGUUCUCAGAGCUGAUCAAUAUCUGCAUCGAGCAAAACCUCUUCCACAUUUUAGAUGGCAAACACAGCGAACCGUUCGCCAUCGUGAGCGCAAAAUACCCCGUUCACAUGGAGCGCUUCGCAGCCGCGCUGUUUGGCAUCACUAGCCGGGGCGCAUACAUUACGGCGUACACCCAAACCCCCGAGGGGGAGAUGAAGCUCUGGGUCGGCCGUCGCGCGGCUCAUUUGUAUACGAGUCCCGGGAUGUUAGAUGGGACAGUAGCAGGUGGCAUCAAAGCAGGAUCCAGCCCCCUCGAAACCAUCAUCCACGAAGCCGACGAGGAAGCCUCCCUCCCGGAGAACCUAGUGCGCGAGCGUGUGCGCUCGGUCGGCGUCCUGACGUACAUAACGGCAACCGGCGCUGACUUCCCCGGGGAAAAGGGGCUUGUCAUUCCGGACGUCAUAUACGUCCACGACCUCGAGCUUCCUGGCGAUGUCGUCCCAAGGCCAAAUGACGACGAGGUCGAAACGUUCUACUCUAUGACUGUCGAGGAGGUGCAAAGGGGCCUGCUGAAUGGGGAGUUCAAGCCUGAUUCGGCGGCUGUACUUAUUGACUUCUUCAUUAGGCAUGGUGUUAUUACUGCGGAUAACGAGAAGGAUUUUGUUGAGUUGAGUAUGCAGUUGCAUCGAAGACUACCUUUUAGGACGCCUUGA
Molecule: messenger RNA, 951 nt
Organism: Daldinia decipiens
Lineage: Eukaryota; Fungi; Ascomycota; Sordariomycetes; Xylariales; Hypoxylaceae
Product: NUDIX hydrolase domain-like protein
Exons: 2
Coding region: 1-951 (316 amino acids)
Molecular function (GO): 8-oxo-dGDP phosphatase activity
Source: RefSeq, a predicted model, not a curated record